Messenger RNA from Chrysoperla carnea, 2768 nucleotides. Its product is annotated as kinetochore protein SLK19-like. NCBI's taxonomy places the organism in Eukaryota, Metazoa, Arthropoda, Insecta, Neuroptera, Chrysopidae. The transcript has 4 exons. Gene Ontology annotation, molecular function: histone binding. The coding region runs from base 74 to 2728 and encodes 884 amino acids. The record is from RefSeq and is a predicted model, not a curated record.
AUAAAUUUACUGGAAAUAAUAAAAGGGAAACAAAUAAUCCGUAAGGUUAUAUAUUCUAUGCAAAUAAUUUAAAAUGGAUAAUGCUGUUGUAAUAUCGUCGUCUUCUGAUGAAGAAAACAAUUCAAAAUUUACGAAAAAAGUAUCACUCAAAAAGAACACUUCAACACAGAAUAUUGCUAAAAAUUCGAAAAAGUCAAAAAUAUUAGGUAUCGUAACUUUAAAUGACGAUGGAGAUGAUGAAGAAUUUCAGUUGGACAUACAUACCAAAACUCGUGAAGAAUUGGAAGAACAAAAAUUGGUCAUACCACGUCCGCAACCAUCAGUAGCAAAAGUAAUCGAGAAGCCUUUACCAAAACUUAUACCGAAACCCCCCGAAAUCGAUAUUGUUUUGCAAACAAAUGAAACGAACGUUAUACCCAAACCUUUAUUACCAAGCCUUACAAUAACACCUGUAACCAAAACAAAUGAAUCUGAGUCGGCACAAUAUUUAAAAGUAAAAGAUAUUGAUGCAUUAAAGAAUAAUACGACUGAUCAAAUUGAAGUAAAUUCAACAUUAGAAAUUAAUCAAUCCACAAAUUUAUUUAUCGUAAACUCUGAUCAAAAUUCUUCGGCACUAUUGCAAGAAGCUAUUCAAAAAUUAUCACAACAAAAAUCCGAUAUAAUUGUAUCACAAACUCCAGCAAAGCCCUUAUUUCAAAUCACAAAUGUACACACAUUGGCCAAAACAAAUGCUAAAACAACAAUUAAACGGAAACGUGCCGUUGAAAAAAAUUCAAAAUCGAAACGAAUCAAAUCGAAUAAUAGCAGUACUUCCGAAAUUAUUUCAUUAGUUGAUGAUGAAAAUCCAAUUGACACAAUUUCAUUAGAUUCGGAUUCAGAGAAUGAUACAAAAACUGAAAAUAAGAGCGAGGAUCACAAGGAAAUUGUGAGCAAUUGUCCGCCUGAUGAUGAGAAUAGCGAUGAGGUAGUUUGUAUUGAAAAUGCUAUUGAAAAUAUUGAUAUUUGUUCAUCGUCAGAUACUGACAGUGAAAAUACAAGAGGAAGUCAAUCAAACAAAAAAAGUGAAAGAAAAAAUAUACAAGAUGUGGGUACUACAGAAUUAGAAAAAAUGCAGGAAAAAUUACAACAAAAAUUGAAUAGAUAUGUAGGAAAGGUUAAGAAAACAGUACAAACACAAAUUAUUGAGAAAACCAAACAGAUACAAAAAUCCCAAGAAAAUGUCAAAGAAUUUGAAAAUACAGAGGAAUUACAAAACAAGGAAGAAUUAACAAAAGUAAAGGAAGCUGAAACACAGAAUAAAACACAAUUACAAAAAACGAAAAAAAUCGAAGAGUUUGAAGGAUCUGAAAAAGAAAUAGAGUUGUUACAUAAUGAAGAAGAAGGAGAGUCGAUAUCAGAAGUUCCGAACAAAACACAAAUAGAAAAUGCUGAAAAAAUUGAAUUACAAAAUACUGAUAAAACACUCGAACACCAAACCAAUAACAAAAUAGUUGAAAUACAAAGUUCUGAAAAAACAAUAGCAUUACAGAGCCCUGCAAAAAAAGAAGAAAUGCAAAGUCCUAAAAAAAGAAUAGAAUUACAAAGUCCUUACAAAAGAAUUGAAUUACAAAGCCCUGAAAAGAUAAUAGAACAAAUUAUUCAAAGUAGUCCUAAUUUAAAAGUUGUAUUAGAAAAAAUAGAAAUACCAAAUCAAUUCGAUAAAAUUGAUUCAGAAAAAGAGGAUGAGAACGAUGAAAUUAAUGAUAAUGAAAUAUUAUUUGAAAAAUUUUUAGAAACAUGUUCAAGUGACACGGUGCCAAAUAGAUGUCGUUUAAUUAUAAACGACAGUAUUGGAAAAAUACGUAAACGAUAUGAAAAAGCAAAUAUUGAUUAUUUAAAUUCAAAUAAUUUUUCACAAUUAUUAAAUAAAAAAAUUCAAGAAAUUUUAGCAACACCAAUUUCAGCUACUGUUGCCUUUAGUGAAGUAUUAAUGGAUUUGAAAAAUAAUAAACAAGAAAAAGAUGAUGAAUCUAAUAAUAUGGAUAAAGAAACAUUGAAGAAAAUUAAAAAAUUGGAAACUAUGUUAAAAUUAUUAAAUAAAAAAAUUCGUCAGUUAGAACAAGCUGAAAUGAGUUUGGAUGAUGAUUGGGAUGAAAAUGCUACUUAUUUAAAAGAAGAUAGGUAUAAACGAAAAAGUUGUCAGAUUUACAAGAAAAUAUGUGAGCUACAAAAUAGAGAUCCAAAUGCUGGUCGUUUAACAUUAAUGAAAUUAAAUUUUGAAGGCUCGAAGUAUUCAAAAAUUAAUCAAGCUAUUAAUAAAUUAUAUAAUAAAAAACGACAAUUUCCUAACCUUCAUGAUGUUACCAAGUGCAUAAAAAAGUGUGUUGAACGCCACAAAUUAAAACUGACUGAGAGUCAAAUUGAUCUCGAAGCUCGUGAAAUGUUCAAAUUAUUGGGUGAAAAAUUACAAAAACGUAGACAAAAAGAAACCUAUCAAAAUUUAAUGUCUUAUCCAGAGGAAAUUGUGCUAGAGGAUCCAGCAUUGAAAGACAUCGAAUUAGAAAAAAAACUACGUGAAAGCCAUAAAGAAGCGCAUACACGAAUUGAAGAAAUUAUGAAUAAAUUUGUACAAAAACAAGAUUCGGGGGAAGAUGCUUGUUUCAAUGAUGAAAACAGUGCAACCGAAAAGAGUGCUAGUGAUGCUGAAGAUAGUGAGGAAGAUAGUAACGAAGAUGAAGAGGAUACUUAAAAUGUUUGUUAUGAUUUUAUAUCACUACAUUUUAAUAAAA